This is a messenger RNA of Benincasa hispida (wax gourd), 735 nucleotides long. NCBI's taxonomy places the organism in Eukaryota, Viridiplantae, Streptophyta, Magnoliopsida, Cucurbitales, Cucurbitaceae. The record is from RefSeq and is a predicted model, not a curated record.
AUGGCCUUGAAAAGACGUCAUAAGUUUGAAUACUUGACUGAAGAGAUACCUAAGCCCAUUCCAAAAGACCCUCAGGAGCGGAUCUGGAAGGGAGAAGACUCGUUGUUGAGAUCUGUUCUGAUUAACAGUAUGGAACCUCAGAUUGGCAGACCGUUACUCUAUGCUGCAACUACCAAGGAUAUUUGGGACGUUGUUCAACAAUUUUAUUCAAAGAGGCAGAAUGCAUCCCGACUCUAUACGUUACGAAAACAGGCACAUGAAUCACAGUAUGCAAAAAUUGAAGAAGCAGAUCGUGUCUAUGACUUCCUGGCCAUACUAAAUUUGAAGUUUGAUGCCAUUCGGAGUCGGAUUCUGGGGCAACGCCCUACUCCCUCUCUCAUGGAAGUUUGCUCAGGAAUACGCCUAGAGGAAGAUAGAUCAAUUGAAAGGAAUAACCCAGUCAUUACCUCUACUGAUGCUUUUGCCACUAAGUCCUCCAGCAUUAACAGCGAUAAAAGGCCCACUCCGGUCCGUGAGCAUUGUAAAAAGUUAUGGCAUACAAAGGACCAGUGUUGGAAGCUACAUGGACGGCCCCCAAACAGUAAACAUCGCCAGCCACAUGACAAAUCAAUAUCUGGACAGGCCCUUGUGAGUGACUUGAUAAAUAAGAAUCCUCAGCAGCAACCCUCAACAGAUAGUACGACCAGCCUGAGUACGAUUGGAGUCAGUGCCAUCGCCCAGUCAGGAAAUAUCUAG